This is a messenger RNA of Mytilus trossulus (common blue mussel), 2059 nucleotides long. RefSeq lists its product as uncharacterized. Bases 108 to 1910 code for a protein of 600 amino acids. The transcript is spliced from 5 exons. The record is from RefSeq and is a predicted model, not a curated record. Lineage: Eukaryota; Metazoa; Mollusca; Bivalvia; Mytilida; Mytilidae.
CGAGAAAAUAACGUAAAGUAAUUCCAAUUUCUCAAGAGUAGUUUUGUUGCAAAAAGGUGUAUAAUAGACCUUCAUAACAGAAAAAUCUUUUGGUCGAUGGUGAAGACAUGGAAGCAACGUCAUCAAAUUUACCACAACACAGCGAGAAACAGCAUGGUGGAAUUAAAAAGAAGCUUUACAAAUUGAUAAAGAUUUUCCUUGGAGCUGUCGUACUAGUAUUGGCAUGUUAUAUAGCAUAUUCCAUUUCUCAAACAAAUGAAUUAAAGAAAACUGUAGAAAAACAAACACUUACUGGAAAUAAUGCAGAAAAGCUGCUAGCCAGUUCAGUUCAAAACAUGGACUUAAAUGUCGGUAUGAGGAAUGAAGAUCACUUACAGAAAUGUCAGGGAACUCAAUUCAAAAGAACAUUUCCCGAUAUAGACUAUGCUUUCUUUGGAUAUAACAUUUUAAAAGGAUAUCCACUUCAUAUAGGACAUGACCCAGGAUUAACUUUGCCAAUUUUUAAAGCAGAUUAUAGUGAAGGCCUCCAGACUUCAGAUUGUAGGUACUUUGUUCCCAGAGGAUUGGUUAUCGUUCCGGAUGUUUCCUGUAUAACGGCUUUCACUUCUGAAACGAUACAAACAAGAUAUGAACUCAUAAAAUCUUUGUCACUCUCAGCAAGCGCAAAAGCAAGUCCACCGACAAAAUCGUCAGGAGGUAAAAAAUCCAAAACCAGUGGAGCAUUUUCAGCUAGUGGUGGGUAUCAGGAUUCAUCGAAUGAAUUAUCGACCAGUAAGUCAGUUUUCAUACUUUCUACUGCUGAAUGUAAUUACUAUUUCAGUAAACUUAUGACGGAUCAAGCUCCUCCCUUUUCCGACUCUUUUAUAAGAUGGAUACAUAAACUUGCAGCAACCGACGAGCAACAAAUCUAUUUUAAUUUUUUCGAAACUUAUGGAACUCAUUUUCAAAUUUAUACUACGUUUGGAGCAAGAUAUACAUUUGAACAUAAAAUGAAAACUUCAACAUUUAUUUCUGAAAAGCAAAAAGGGUAUAAUUUCGGCUUUUUUGGAGAGAUCUUUUCCAAGAUUAAUGUCGGCUUAGGAUUUAAUAUUGCAAGAGAAGAAAGAGAAAAAGUCGAAAAAAUUUCAAAAAAUAUUGAAACGAAAGUUAUUACCGUAGGUGCCCCACCUCCUGCAAACGGCGACGCAACAACGUGGGCAUCUACCGUUAAGGAAACCCCAGUCCCUAUGAAGUAUAAACUAGAGUCAAUUGACAACUUAUUCACUGAAACUUAUAUGGCAGGUUUAAACGUAAACUAUCAAAGAGUAUCAUUAAACAUUGAAAAGUACCAAGCCGAAUACUGUGACUAUCUUAAAGAUCUUGGACAGCUAGAUUCAUGUGAGAUACCACCUCCAGGUUUAGUUUUGAAGAAAACAAGACUCUUUGCACACUUUAAGGAACAGAAAGUUUCAACAAAUCGUCAGUGCAUCGACACGUGUCUUCAGCUGAGUGACUGUGAAGCUAUAACAAUAUGUCCGCUGUGUGUCACUGCUGAUCUGGUCUGUCAUAUGUUUAAUAAUGUCUUUAAGAAUGACUCCGACACGUCGUAUAAAAUAAGAGCUGAGACUGAUAAAACAGAUAAAGAAUGGGAAACAAUGAUGUUCAUAUCAAAAAUCAAUAGUAAGAUGAUAAUGGUGAACACAACUGUUUUUGGAGCUCAGCGGUCAUCGGAUACGGACACAAAAAAUAUAAAUACCCCAGACGGAUGUUAUAGCCUAUGUUUUAAUGAUGAACACUGUGUGGCAUAUACCUUCCAUCGUGGGAUAGAGAAUAAAGUAACAAGAUGUCGCUUUUUUUCUGAGACUGGAAUAACAGGAUUGACUAAAGAAAUCGGAACUGACACUUAUUUUAUACCGUACGGCCAUCCAUAAAGGAUAUAAUUUCUCGAAAAUCGCCUUUCGCUGUGGAGGGAUAUAGUUUCUCGAUGAUCCCCCUUUAUUGUUUAUUAAAGUAUUAAUCAUCGAAUAAGACCAGACUUAUGACAAUUGAAUUCUAUUGUGUACCGUACAAGAAUUUUCAA